This is a messenger RNA of Rhipicephalus sanguineus (brown dog tick), 721 nucleotides long. It is a transcript of the gene Pfdn2, whose product is annotated as prefoldin subunit 2. The transcript has 3 exons. The coding region runs from base 44 to 523 and encodes 159 amino acids. Gene Ontology annotation, cellular component: cytoplasm; prefoldin complex. Gene Ontology annotation, biological process: protein folding. The record is from RefSeq and is a predicted model, not a curated record. Lineage: Eukaryota; Metazoa; Arthropoda; Arachnida; Ixodida; Ixodidae. Gene Ontology annotation, molecular function: protein folding chaperone.
UCCCUACGGCCUAUUCCGUACUCCUCCUGUCAGUAUUUCAAUCAUGGCGGCUGAGGGUGAAAAGAAAUCGUUGUUGAAGAAAGACGAAAUGAAACGUCAAGCCCAGGAACAGGGCGUUGUAGACGGCUUUAACCAGCUGAGACAAGAACAACGUGCCCUGACAGCAAAACUUAUUGAACUGGAAAUGGAACUUAACGAGCACAACUUAGUUGCUGAAGCACUUCAGAAAGUUGAUGGUGACCGACGCUGUUACCGAAUGGUUGGUGGAGUGCUUGUUGAAAGGACGGUCAAGGAUAUUCUUCCUGCUGUGGAACGAAACAGGGAAAAUAUUUCAAAAUCAGUGGAGUUGUUAAAUGAGAAGAUUGUACAGAAAGGCCAGGAGGUGAACGAGUACCGUGAGAAGCACAACAUCCAGAUUAGGGUCUCUUCUAAUGCAGCCUCCAAGUCCCAGCCUGCUGCAGGAAGCAGCGGUGGAGGGGGCGAGAAACCAGCAUCACAGCCUACAGCAGGAGUGUUAGUCUGACGUCCGUUUGCUGUUGUUUUUUUUCUUUUAAAUCAUUUGGCCGCAGCUUCAUGCUUCCACCUUUACUACCACAGCUGCUUUACAUGUAAUUUUAUAAAGGACGCUGAAGCUUUAAUAAGGAGUCGCAUGACGAGAUGUUUGAGUUUUUGACCUUGAUGUCCCCCCCCCCUUUUUUUUUACAUAAAAUAUUUAUAUGAA